AUGGUAUUAUUUGCUGUGGAGCCAGAGCCCACGGUGUCGUCCUCCUCCACUCGGCCAGAGCCCACGGUGUCGUCCUCUUCCACUCGACCAAAGCCUGCUGCGCCCACCCCCAUUCUGCCAGGGCCUGCUGCGUCCACCCACCUCCAGCCAAAACCUGCUGCGCCCACCUAUGGACCACCCCCUGUGUUGGCAGCACCCAUACUGCUGGUUCUCCCCCCACAACCACAGGCUCCCUCGGUCCUGUUUCGUGGGCCAUCGUGCAGCCAGAGCUUUGUACCUCCUGCACCAACAGUCAAGGCAUUCUUGCCAAACAAACCCUCGCAGCCACGUGGGGCUUGCCACGUGCACAAUUGUAGUGGACAGCGGAAGAGAUUAUUUGCUGUGGAGCCAGAGCCCACGGUGUCGUCCUCCUCCACUCGGCCAGAGCCCACGGUGUCGUCCUCUUCCACUCGACCAAAGCCUGCUGCGCCCACCCCCAUUCUGCCAGGGCCUGCUGCGUCCACCCACCUCCAGCCAAAACCUGCUGCGCCCACCUAUGGACCACCCCCUGUGUUGGCAGCACCCAUACUGCUGGUUCUCCCCCCACAACCACAGGCUCCCUCGGUCCUGUUUCGUGGGCCAUCGUGCAGCCAGAGCUUUGUACCUCCUGCACCAACAGUCAAGGCAUUCUUGCCAAACAAACCCUCGCAGCCACGUGGGGCUUGCCACGUGCACAAUUGUAGUGGACAGCGGAAGAGAUUAUUUGCUGUGGAGCCAGAGCCCACGGUGUCGUCCUCCUCCACUCGGCCAGAGCCCACGGUGUCGUCCUCUUCCACUCGACCAAAGCCUGCUGCGCCCACCCCCAUUCUGCCAGGGCCUGCUGCGUCCACCCACCUCCAGCCAAAACCUGCUGCGCCCACCUAUGGACCACCCCCUGUGUUGGCAGCACCCAUACUGCUGGUUCUCCCCCCACAACCACAGGCUCCCUCGGUCCUGUUUCGUGGGCCAUCGUGCAGCCAGAGCUUUGUACCUCCUGCACCAACAGUCAAGGCAUUCUUGCCAAACAAACCCUCGCAGCCACGUGGGGCUUGCCACGUGCACAAUUGUAGUGGACAGCGGAAGAGAUUAUUUGCUGUGGAGCCAGAGCCCACGGUGUCGUCCUCCUCCACUCGGCCAGAGCCCACGGUGUCGUCCUCUUCCACUCGACCAAAGCCUGCUGCGCCCACCCCCAUUCUGCCAGGGCCUGCUGCGUCCACCCACCUCCAGCCAAAACCUGCUGCGCCCACCUAUGGACCACCCCCUGUGUUGGCAGCACCCAUACUGCUGGUUCUCCCCCCACAACCACAGGCUCCCUCGGUCCUGUUUCGUGGGCCAUCGUGCAGCCAGAGCUUUGUACCUCCUGCACCAACAGUCAAGGCAUUCUUGCCAAACAAACCCUCGCAGCCACGUGGGGCUUGCCACGUGCACAAUUGUAGUGGACAGCGGAAGAGAUUAUUUGCUGUGGAGCCAGAGCCCACGGUGUCGUCCUCCUCCACUCGGCCAGAGCCCACGGUGUCGUCCUCUUCCACUCGACCAAAGCCUGCUGCGCCCACCCCCAUUCUGCCAGGGCCUGCUGCGUCCACCCACCUCCAGCCAAAACCUGCUGCGCCCACCUAUGGACCACCCCCUGUGUUGGCAGCACCCAUACUGCUGGUUCUCCCCCCACAACCACAGGCUCCCUCGGUCCUGUUUCGUGGGCCAUCGUGCAGCCAGAGCUUUGUACCUCCUGCACCAACAGUCAAGGCAUUCUUGCCAAACAAACCCUCGCAGCCACGUGGGGCUUGCCACGUGCACAAUUGUAGUGGACAGCGGAAGAGAUUAUUUGCUGUGGAGCCAGAGCCCACGGUGUCGUCCUCCUCCACUCGGCCAGAGCCCACGGUGUCGUCCUCUUCCACUCGACCAAAGCCUGCUGCGCCCACCCCCAUUCUGCCAGGGCCUGCUGCGUCCACCCACCUCCAGCCAAAACCUGCUGCGCCCACCUAUGGACCACCCCCUGUGUUGGCAGCACCCAUACUGCUGGUUCUCCCCCCACAACCACAGGCUCCCUCGGUCCUGUUUCGUGGGCCAUCGUGCAGCCAGAGCUUUGUACCUCCUGCACCAACAGUCAAGGCAUUCUUGCCAAACAAACCCUCGCAGCCACGUGGGGCUUGCCACGUGCACAAUUGUAGUGGACAGCGGAAGAGAUUAUUUGCUGUGGAGCCAGAGCCCACGGUGUCGUCCUCCUCCACUCGGCCAGAGCCCACGGUGUCGUCCUCUUCCACUCGACCAAAGCCUGCUGCGCCCACCCCCAUUCUGCCAGGGCCUGCUGCGUCCACCCACCUCCAGCCAAAACCUGCUGCGCCCACCUAUGGACCACCCCCUGUGUUGGCAGCACCCAUACUGCUGGUUCUCCCCCCACAACCACAGGCUCCCUCGGUCCUGUUUCGUGGGCCAUCGUGCAGCCAGAGCUUUGUACCUCCUGCACCAACAGUCAAGGCAUUCUUGCCAAACAAACCCUCGCAGCCACGUGGGGCUUGCCACGUGCACAAUUGUAGUGGACAGCGGAAGAGGUACACACCUGCCAAGGACAGUGGCUUGAAGCACCCAGAGGAUAUUAUCCUACUGUCCAUCCACUAG
Sardina pilchardus (European sardine) is the source of this 2634-nucleotide messenger RNA. Its product is annotated as basic proline-rich protein-like. NCBI's taxonomy places the organism in Eukaryota, Metazoa, Chordata, Actinopteri, Clupeiformes, Clupeidae. The record is from RefSeq and is a predicted model, not a curated record. Bases 1 to 2634 code for a protein of 877 amino acids. The transcript has 8 exons.